AAAAGGCAAAAAAAACACCCAGCUUGUUCACGCACGCAAGUCAGUCAAAUCUCACGCUUUUCUGCAUAAAAAAAGAUGGUCUUUUAAGUAACACAGUGCUGAUAUUUCCCCCAGCCAUCACCUGACCCCUCUGGUAUCCCCCAUCCCGUCAUCACCAUGGAGACUGCCAACAACUAUGUGCUGAUCCAUGGGAAGAACAUCUCCCAUAAUACCCUGGCCGGCUCCGCUGCUGGGCCCCACAUGUCAAUCGACAAGCUUUUCCCGGCUUUGCUUGAGUGCUUUGGCAUCAUAUUGUGUGGCUACAUAGCUGGCAGGGCAGAUAUCAUCACAGGGAGCCAGGCUAAGGGUCUGGGGAACUUCGUUUCAAAGUUUGCUCUGCCAGCUCUGCUCUUUAAAAACAUGGUGCUGUUGGACUUUGGAGACGUCAUCUGGGCGUUUCUCUGGAGUGUCCUGGUCGCAAAGGUGACAGUGUUUGUGCUGGUAUGUGUGCUGACGCUGAUGGUGGCCAGUCCAGAAAACAGAUACAGCAAAGCCGGUCUGUACGCCAUCUUUGCUACACAGAGCAAUGACUUUGCUUUGGGAUACCCGAUAGUUGACGCUCUGUACCGGAGCACGUAUCCAGAGUACCUCCAGUACAUCUAUCUAGUUGCUCCAGUCUCCCUCAUGCUCCUCAACCCCAUUGGUUUUGCUCUUUGUGAAGUGCAGAAGUGGAAGCAGGACAGCCAUCCACAGCACAGCACAGCUGGCAUUGUGGGAGUUGUAGUGCUACAGGUGUUGAAAAACCCCAUAGUGUUCAUGGUGAUAGUGGGGAUCAUCUCUCAUUUUGCCCUGGACCAGCAGAUCCCUGCUGUGCUGUCAGAGUUCAUAGAUGGCUUGGCCAACUCUUUUGGAGGGGCAGCCUUGUUUUACUUGGGCCUCAGUAUGGUCGGGCAGCUUGGAAAACUAACCAGAGACACAGGAGUUGCCUUGAUUCUGCUCAUCACAGCCAAACUGCUGGUGAUGCCGUUGGUCUGUAAAGACAUGGUGGAUAUUCUGGACGUAGGAGUAAACAGCACGAAUGCCAACCACACCAGUUUGUCUAACUUUGCUUUCCUAUAUGGAGUCUUCCCAACCGCACCUAGUGUGGCCAUCUAUGCUUCACACUAUAACAUGGAGGUAGAGGUGGUAACAUCAGGGAUGGUGAUCAGUACAUUUCUCUCUGCGCCCAUCAUGUACGUGUCGGCUUGGUUAUUAACAAUCCCUCUGAUGGAUCCAACGCCCCUGGUGACAGAGCUUGAGAACGUUAGCUUCAACAUCAGCAUUGUCAGCCUCAUAGCACUGGUCUGGACCAUAGCGGUGAUGUUGCUCAGCAGGAAGUUUAACAGACUUCCUCACCUCUUUGCCUUAAAUCUUUUCCUGGCUCAGUUCCUGGUGUGUGUCAGUAUGAUCCUGUGGAACUUCUUAGUGAAACAAGAGGAUAAUGUAUUUGGCAAAAUUCUCACCUUCACUCUGCUCUACGGGUCUCUGUACAGCACAUACAUUUGGACAGGUUUAAUACCGCUGUGUCUGGCUCUGACUAACAGAGAUGAUCUGCUGAGACUCCGACCAGGAGUCUUCAUGAUUUUGGGCUGGGGGGUUCCCUUUCUGAUGGUCGGCAGUCUCCUUCUAACUGGAGAGAGGACUGAUACCAUAGACUCUGCCUUCUUCUAUGGCAGAGCUCAGAUAAUCAGUACAGCAGUGGUGCUUGCAGUCAGCUUGGUGCUCGGUGCAAUAUCUUUGAUGGGUCUCAGUCAAGGAGACAGGGAGCAGAGCGGCUACCAGGCCCUGAACAGAGCUGCUUUAAUAGGCAUCAAUGAUGAGAUGAGGACCCCUGGUGGCCUGGAGGAUUCACAACAACAACAACAGUCACAAACAGCAAAUUCACCUGUUGCCAGCAUCAACUCAGACCUCCACAGCUGUUCUCCUCUCCAGACGUUACCUGACAUGAUAGCCAGCACGCAGAGGGAGCACACAAACAGCACAGGCCACAUUGGGGGAUUGUGUGACGGUCAGCAGCAGAGUUCGUCCCCCCCUUCAGAGCAGCCGUUGAACCUGCCACCGCCUGCUGGGCUUCAACCCACCGACGACAAACAGACAGUCAGACACGUUCUGCUCUGUCUGCUGCUCAUUGUCAGCCUGCUCGCGAACCUGUCCAGCUGUUUGUGGUGGUUGUUCAACAAAGAUCCAGGAAGACUUUAUCUUGAGCUACAGUUCUUCUGUGCUGUGGCAAACUAUGGACAGGGUUUCCUGUCUUUUGGGAUCUUUGGUCUGGACAGACACCUCAUCAUCCUGCCUUUCAAGAAGAGGUUGCUCAGCUUGUGGCAUGGCCGGGACAGCGAAGAGUUGAGUCCUUCAAGUGUACCAGAGGAGGUCAGACUUACCUGUACCCAGUUUGUCCGCUACCACAAAGACCAGUGUGUACAAGAUUUAGUUCACACACGCAGGUUUGGAGGAGGAAGAGGACAGGAGGAGGAGGAGGGGAAUGAGCUUUUGAGACAUUCCCCUUCCUGUCAGUCGCAGUACCCUCUACCAAAUCAGGAUCUUCAAGCCCAGCACCUCCAGGAGCAGCUACACACCGAGACACAAGGUCUGCACCAAACUCACGAUCCGGCUGAAUCCUGCCGCCAAUGUUCUCCCCCAUCCCGACCCCGGCUGGAACCUGAGACGGAACACCAAACACAUAUUUCUAACUCUGAUAUCCCAGAAGAGCAGAUUUACCAUCUCCAGUUAUACCAAACUCAUGACCCAGCUAAUCCUCAGCACCUACACCAGCAUGGUCCCCAUUUCCAUCAACACCCACAGUCCCAAUUUGAAAGUGUAUUCCGGGGCAGUGAUUUGGUGGACUGGCUGGUGGAGCAGGGUCUGUGUGCAGGGAGAGGUGAGGCAGAGCACUACGGAGUUCAUCUUCAGCAAGGUGGGGUGUUAGAUCACUUGACAGGUCAGCAUAUGUUCAAGGAUGAAUUUACACUGCUGUACCACUUCACCCACGGGAGAGAGAGAUGGAGAGAGAGGGAGGGAGAGAGGUGCGGGGUGGUCCCAGAACAUGUGAGACGAAGCUCGGAGUUGAUAUAAAUAAGGUGGAGAGAGAAGCGGAGAAAGAUAAGACCGAAAAGGAGAGAGAGGAGGUUCCAAGCGGCAGUCACCAUGACAGGGAGUGCCAAAGAGGAAGUGCCUUAUGGUGCAGUUUUCCCCAACAACCACUAGAUACUGUCUCUAAGAAGAUUCAUUUUGUCAAAGUCAAUCAGUAGUAGUAGUAGUAUUUUUUCCAACAGGAAUCUAGCCUGUUAAUAGCUAAUUUCACCUCCUCUGUAUGUUUUUGUUGUGGCAAUUUGACACAAUUGUUCCAAUACCGUGAUAUUUAAUUGUACAUUUGAAGAUGUAUUUGCUUUGAUUGACAGGUGUCUUUGGCUAUUUAUGGUGGCUGCCUCUUGUUUGUCUGCUCAGGUCCACCCUGUUGCCCAAACUCGAAAAAUUUCUAGCUCAAACUACUGAAAAGCUUUGUUUUAAAGUCCUUUCAGAAAUGUAUGCCUGACAUGAGAUAGAUUACAUCAAAGAGAAAGAAAGUAGGCCAAGUCUUCUUGAUUCCUUUUUUUAAACUUUAUUUUUUUUCUUUUCUUCACAUGUGACGGAUAAGUGAUUUUUUGCUUUUUUUCCUUCUGUGUGGAAAAAAGUGGACUACUUCAUGACAUAUUUUCAAUGAAGGACAUAUAAGCUUUGUUUUAAGGACAAGUUGCCAUUCAUCAACCUAUCAUCCUCAAUUAUAUUUUUAUGUUGUAUUUGUGUGCUAGUAGUGAGAAGACUAAGAUUCUACCAGUGAUCUGACACUGUGGUACUGUUUGUGUGUGCCCAGCGAGCUGCAGGGUCUCUCAUUUAAAUCCUAAAGUUCGUUCUACGUUAUGUUUUGUUUCAGAUGAAAUGAAGUCAUGCUGAAUCCUGCCUGUUAUGUCAGUAUUUGAUAUUUUGCACGCUGUGUCUUUGAACCACUCUGGUCCACGUUGACUACUUGCAUGACUGAAAGCAGCACAGUCUUCAGCUCAGCACUGAAACUUUUGCACUGACUGAAAAAUUACAUUCUUCACAUUUUUAAAUUAUGCAAGUUGCUGGAUGUUUGUCUUGACAUUUUUUAUGUUUGCAUUGUGUUACUGUGCCACUGCAGUCAAUUUGAAACAUUUGUUUGGGACUGAUUGUAGUCAUGUUACUAAAUGGAUUCAUGCAGCCAUGAUGGAAACUUUUGAAAAAUCAGCCCAACCUCGUCCUGAACUCACGUUAUUUCUUUGCCAAUGAAUUAAACCUGCAGGACAACAGUGUUUUGUUUUAGGAGACUGAUGCCAAAAUCAAAAUUCAGCUUCCUGAAACAUCAAAAAGAUAAAUGUGUAGUUAAAUGAGAAAUUUAGAACACUUGAACUAAAACAUUUGAAUUGCUAAUCUUACCUUCCUACAUUUUGAUAAUACUGUUAGAGUCCUAAACUUUGAUGCAGUUUAUGUGUUCUGUAGCUGGAAAAUUUGGAUGCUGGAAAUCAUAAAAACUACUGAACUCUUUAUCAUUAAGCAGCUAUCAACACUAACUACACUACAGCUAUGAUUUGCCUGUUAAGUUGCUGCUCAUUUGUGAUAUCAUUAGUAUGAAGUUAACAUGUGUAGGUGCAGUUGUGGAAGAUGCCUGGAUAGUGAUGAUAUAUGCUGACAUUAGCACAGAUGAAGAUCAGACUAAUGUCAGACUGUGACUGCUGAUUUGAUAUCCAUGCAAAAUUUCCCAAUUGUUUAACGACCCCUAAGGGACCAUUUUACAUUCAUCUGGAUCCCUUUUUUCUCAUAUCUCACAGAAACUUAUAUGUGCAUAUAUUUCUAUCUUUGUGUCUUUUGUCAACUGGCACCACACAAGUUCAUGCAAUUCAAACAUCAGGUCGCUGUGUUUACUAACUUGUUAAAAUAUGUUUCUGUGACAGAGUGCCUGCCUCAGCCAAUGUGAAGGUGUGUGCUUGUGUGCAUGAUUAAAAAUAUAUUUGGGUCUGUGUGUGUGUGUGCGUGUGUUUGUAUGUGUGGGAAAGUACUGAGAGACAACAGGAGAGAUUUUAAGAUGUGAUAUGUGUGUUGAUAAGUAUAAAUGUGGGUAUUUUGUUUAAAGUAUGUUGCUGUAAAUGUGACCAUAAGAAAAAACACAAAUAAACUUGCAUCCA
Scomber scombrus (Atlantic mackerel) is the source of this 5195-nucleotide messenger RNA. It is a transcript of the gene gpr155b, whose product is annotated as G protein-coupled receptor 155b. Gene Ontology annotation, cellular component: membrane. The transcript is spliced from 20 exons. Gene Ontology annotation, molecular function: G protein-coupled receptor activity. The record is from RefSeq and is a predicted model, not a curated record. NCBI's taxonomy places the organism in Eukaryota, Metazoa, Chordata, Actinopteri, Scombriformes, Scombridae. Bases 157 to 3090 code for a protein of 977 amino acids. Gene Ontology annotation, biological process: G protein-coupled receptor signaling pathway; intracellular signal transduction; transmembrane transport.